Gigantopelta aegis is the source of this 953-nucleotide messenger RNA. RefSeq names its product nucleoredoxin-like protein 2. NCBI's taxonomy places the organism in Eukaryota, Metazoa, Mollusca, Gastropoda, Neomphalida, Peltospiridae. The coding region runs from base 122 to 853 and encodes 243 amino acids. The record is from RefSeq and is a predicted model, not a curated record. The transcript has 3 exons. Gene Ontology annotation, biological process: photoreceptor cell maintenance; sensory perception.
CACAACCUGAGCAUCAAAUCACCAGCAUCGGGAACUUUGGCCGACCGUCAUAGUCAUGGUAUUGUAUUGUGAAAUAUUUACAUUGUACAUAAGAAAUUGUUGUGUAAUCUGAUGCAUCAGGAUGAGUGAGCUGUUGGCAGGAAUUCAGUUGCUGAAACAAUCUUACUUCAGUCCUAGCAGUAAUGCUUCUGAACCAGUUUCUAAAACAGUAACUGGUGAAGCUAACCAAGACCAGGUCGUUGAACAUGCUUCUGACAGUGGCACUAAAACAAUAACUGGUGGUGAAGCUCUCCAAGACAAGGUCGUUGAACAUGCUUCUGACCCAGCCUCUAACACAGUAACUGGUGAAGCUCUCCAAGACAAGGUCGUUGAACAUGCUUCUGACCCAGCCUCUAACACAGUAACUGGUGAAGCUCUCCAAGACAAGGUUGUUGCACUCUACUUCUCUGCUUCAUGGUGUCCUCCAUGUCGGCAGUUCACUCCCAUGCUGUGUGAAUUGUUUGCUGAAGCACAGAACCGUCAUCUGCCUUUCCAGGUGGUGUUCGUGAGCCUUGACCGCGAGCAUGAGGACAUGGAGAAAUACUUCAUUGAGAAACAUGGCGACUGGCUCCUUAUUCCAUUUGAUGAUCCAGCACAGGAGAGUCUAAUCAACAAGUACAGCAUUCGUAAUAUUCCCAAACUGGUGGUGAUACGUUCCAAUGGUGAAGUGAUUACUAUGAAUGGACGUAAAGAUGUGCAGGACAAAGGAAUUGUGUGCUUGCGAAACUGGCUUAGUUUAGCAAAUAUACAGGAAGACCAUUCCCAAGACAAACAAACUGAAAAAGACACUUCAGCACCAGCUUCAGGAAAUUGAGCAAUGUUUAACAAGAUUUAGCACUGUUUAUAGGGAUUGUCCUGUUUUUCAGCAAAUAGAACAACAUAUUUUAACAACAUUAAAUUACAAUUUAUUUACA